Messenger RNA from Salvia miltiorrhiza (redroot sage), 2508 nucleotides. RefSeq lists its product as uncharacterized. Bases 22 to 2508 code for a protein of 828 amino acids. The transcript is spliced from 3 exons. Lineage: Eukaryota; Viridiplantae; Streptophyta; Magnoliopsida; Lamiales; Lamiaceae. The record is from RefSeq and is a predicted model, not a curated record. Gene Ontology annotation, biological process: DNA integration. Gene Ontology annotation, molecular function: RNA-DNA hybrid ribonuclease activity; nucleic acid binding.
UUUGCUUGGUCCCAUGCGGACAUGACUGGUAUUGAUCCUAAUAUUAUUGUGCACAGGUUGAAUGUCGAUCCCGACUACCCUCCAAGAAAACAAAAGCGAAGAAAAUUCGCCCCAGAAAGGAACAAAGUCAUCAACGAUGAAAUCAAGCAACUUGUGGACAAUGGGCUGGUCAGAGAGGUUCAAUACCCAGACUGGCUAGCCAACGUGGUGGUCGUAAAGAAAAAGAACGGGAAAUGGCGAGUGUGCAUAGACUUCACAGAUCUGAACAAGGCGUGCCCUAAAGAUUCUUUUCCACUACCCCACAUAGACAUGCUUGUCGAUGCUACAGCCGGGCACGAGUUACUUAGCUUCAUGGAUGCGUACUCCGGGUACCACCAGAUACUGAUGCAUCCAGACGAUCAGGAGAAGACGUCAUUUAUGUCCAACAUAGGCAUCUACUGUUACAAAUAUAUGCCAUUCGGACUGAAGAAUGCUGGAGCAACCUACCAACGUUUGGUCAAUAAGAUGUUUGAAGAACUAUUGGGAAGGACAAUGGAGGUCUACAUAGACGACAUGCUUGUGAAGUCCCUACGAGCGGAAGAUCACAUUGACCACCUCCGACAGUCUUUCAAUAUACUUCGUGAGUAUAACAUGAAACUUAAUCCGACUAAAUGUUCAUUUGGUGUGACUGCGGGUAAAUUUCUUGGCUACAUGGUGACCCAAAGAGGAAUAGAAGCCAACCCGGCCCAAAUCGACUCCGUACAAAGAAUUGCAUCUCCAACAUGUAUCAAAGAUGUGCAAAGACUUACUGGAAGGGUGGCGGCCCUUAGCCGGUUCAUCUCAAGGUCAUCAGAGCGAUGUCACCCAUUUUUCAACACGUUGAGGAAAUCUAAAACGUUUGAAUGGACACCGGAAUGUGAGGAAGCACUCAGCCAGCUGAAGCAGUAUUUAACAAAGCCGUCGCUUCUAUCCAAACCAAAAGACGGUGAAAUAUUGUACAUGUAUCUAGCCGUGUCAGAAACAGCAGUCAGCGCGGUCCUAGUUCGUGAUGAUGAGGGCAAGCAGUCACCAGUCUACUAUGUUAGCAAGUCAUUACUGGAUGCAGAGAUAAGAUACAGCCUACUGGAGAAAUUAGCCCUAGCACUCGUUCAUGCAGCAAGGAAACUCCGUCCAUAUUUUCAGUGCCAUCCGAUAGUGGUCCUCGCCACAUAUCCUUUGAAGGCCAUCCUCCACAGACCGGAGCUGUCCGGCAGACUAACCAAGUGGACGGUCGAGCUAAGCGAAUAUGACAUAUCUUACAAGCCGCGCACUUCACUAAAAUCACAGGUAUUGGUCGAUUUUAUAAAUGAUUUUACGCCUAACCUCUCGAUACAGGCAGACAGAGAGAUUUGUUGCCUCACCGAGGACGAAGCGCUAGGGGCGUGGAAGCUCUUCGUGGAUGGGUCGAGUAACAGACAUGGAAGUGGACUCGGGAUAGUCCUUUCAUCACCCCAAGGUGACAAAAUGGAACAAGCAGCCAGAUGUGGAUUUAAAGCAACCAACAAUGAAGCCGAGUAUGAAGCAAUGCUAGCCGGUCUUGCCUUGGCCAAGGAGUUAGGAGCCAAGAAGAUCAACGUCUUUAGCGACUCUCAACUGGUAGUAAAUCAAAUGCAAGGAACCUACCAGGCUCGGGACAACAAGAUGACAACCUACCUAACCAAGGUGAAGGAGUUGCAAUCCGGCUUCGCAGAAUUCACAAUCAAUCAGGUACCCAGAGAAGACAAUAGCCACGCGGACGCCUUAGCCAACCUGGGCUCAUCCAUCCAGACUACCACCUCCAAAACCAUUCCGGUUAUCUACCUUCAAUGGCCGGCAGUCUGGAAGCAAGAAGAAGAACAUGUGUCAAACAUAUCAGACAGACGUACCUGGAUGACCCCGAUACUAGAAUACCUGGAGCAAGACAUACUCCCGGACGACAAGAAUGAAGCACGCCGAGUAAAGGCUCAGUCUGCUCGAUUCUCCAUCAUCCGAGAAGCAGAAAUGGUCUCAGCCGAACUACAUAAUGGAGAAUGCGGGAAUCACUCUGGCGGGAGGAGCAUAGCUCACAGAGCUUUAACGAGUGGAUACUAUUGGCCCACAAUGAAGUCAGAUUCGGCCGACUACGCCAAACGAUGUGACAAGUGCCAGCGGUUCGCCCAAUUAUCUCACCUUCCACCUGAACCAUUGAUCUCAAUCACGUCGCCAUGGCCUUUUAUGAAGUGGGGGAUGGACAUCGUGGGAAAGCUACCCAAGGCACCUGGACAACUGGAGUACAUGCUGGUCGUAACAGAUUAUUUCACCAAGUGGAUAGAAGCCGAGGCGUUCCACAAAGUUCGUGAUAAAGAGGUGAGAGGAUUCAUAUGGAAAAAUGUGAUAUGCCGAUACGGAAUACCAAAAGAGAUUGUCACCGACAACGGCUCCCAGUUCAUCAGCAACGAUUUUCAAGAUUGGUCUUUCCACAAGGUUGUAAUGAGGCUAGGGUGCAUAGGUAGGAUAAACAAAAGUGGAUAA